Messenger RNA from Aureobasidium melanogenum CBS 110374, 336 nucleotides. RefSeq lists its product as uncharacterized. The transcript has 2 exons. NCBI's taxonomy places the organism in Eukaryota, Fungi, Ascomycota, Dothideomycetes, Dothideales, Saccotheciaceae. The record is from RefSeq and is a predicted model, not a curated record. Bases 1 to 336 code for a protein of 111 amino acids.
AUGUUGCGGAGGACGUCUGGCGAUUUCUCCUGGUACAUCAAGCUGCCGGAUAAAAGGGUCACUCUUUCAGCAAAUGCGAGGGAUGAGUUCAGCCAGCUCAUCCUACACAAGCAAUACAGCAAAGUCGACACAUCACCGACCGCUGAGGCUGCGCAGCAAAUGCGCCGCUGCAACGCGGGAGUCACAUUCUCCGGCUUAUGGCCAAUGCCCUUCGUUUCGCUCAACCAAAAUGGUACUCGACAAGGAAAUAGCACGAUGACCCUGAUCAUGCAAGUACAAGUCACAGAACAUCGGCAACGCUCCAACUCUGUUGAUCCGUCCAUCCACUCGUCCUAA